Saccharomyces eubayanus is the source of this 1008-nucleotide messenger RNA. RefSeq names its product thiamine diphosphokinase (gene THI80). Bases 1 to 1008 code for a protein of 335 amino acids. Gene Ontology annotation, biological process: thiamine metabolic process; thiamine diphosphate biosynthetic process. The transcript has a single exon. The record is from RefSeq and is a predicted model, not a curated record. NCBI's taxonomy places the organism in Eukaryota, Fungi, Ascomycota, Saccharomycetes, Saccharomycetales, Saccharomycetaceae. Gene Ontology annotation, molecular function: ATP binding; thiamine binding; thiamine diphosphokinase activity.
AUGUUAUUUAUUUCCUCGAAAAGUGACAAAAAGUCGAAUAAUAUAGGUAUGAGUGAAGAGUGUAUUGAAAAUCCUGAGCGAAUUCAAAUUGAUGCUGACUCAAUCAAGCACCAAAAUCAAGUAAAUUUGAAAGAAUUGAUAAAUCCAAACAAGGGCGACAAUUCUGCUUUGCUUAUACUGAAUCAAAAGAUCGAUAUUCCUAAAGAAUUGUUCUACAAGAUCUGGAAACUUCAUGACCUGAAAAUAUGUGCAGAUGGCGCGGCGAAUAGAUUAUAUGAUUAUGUAAAGGACGAUGAAUCCAUAAGGACCAAAUAUCUCCCUGAUUAUAUCAUUGGUGAUCUGGACUCACUAUCAGAAAAGGUUUUCAACUACUAUAAGGAAAAAAAUGUUGUUAUAAUUAGACAAACCACACAGUAUUCAACUGAUUUUACUAAAUGUGUAAAUUUAAUUUCUCUACAUUUCAAUUCACCAAAGUUCCAUUCCUUGAUAUCCAACAAGAACGCUCUUCAGUCAAAUCAUGGAAUUGAGUUAGAAGAGGGUAUCCAUACUUUAUACAAUAGUAUGACCAAAUCCUUAGUUUUUUCGCAAGUGACUCCAAUAAGCUUAUUGGCCCUAGGAGGUAUUGGUGGUAGAUUUGAUCAGACGAUCCACUCAAUAACGCAAUUAUACACCUUAUCCAAAGAGGCGAGUUAUUUUAAGCUGUGUUACAUAACUGUAACUGACUUAAUUUUCUUAAUCAACAAAAAUGGAACUUUAAUUAAGUACGACCCUCAGUUUAGAAAUUCUUGUAUAGGAAAUUGUGGAUUGUUACCUAUUGGAGAAGCUACUGUGAUUAAUGAAACUCGAGGUUUAAAAUGGGAUGUUAAGAAUUGGCCCACUAGCGUGGUCAAUGGAAGAGUGAGCAGUAGCAAUAGAUUUGUCGGAAAGGAAUGUUGUUACAUUGACACUAAAGAUGACAUAAUUUUGAAUAUAGAGAUAUUUGUUGAUAAAUUAAUAAACUUUUUGUGA